GUCAAUCGCGUCAGUCGUGUUUUCAAGAAAGUUUUCGCAAAAAGGUGAAAUUGUGCCGAAAAUACGGGACAAAUGCUACUCUAAACAAUGGUGAAUGUUAUGAAAGGAGUUCUUGUUGAAUGCGAUCCGGCUAUGAAACAAUUCCUCCUGCAUCUCGACGAUACUUUGGCUCUGGGACGCAAGUUCAUCAUUCAAGAUCUCGACGAGAAGCACCUCUUCAUCUCCACGGACAUUGUGGAAAUCCUGCAAGCCAAAGUGGACGAUUUGAUGGAUCAGAUGAGCUUCCCUUUACACGACAAGACCAAUUAA
Molecule: messenger RNA, 309 nt
Organism: Phlebotomus argentipes
Lineage: Eukaryota; Metazoa; Arthropoda; Insecta; Diptera; Psychodidae
Gene: Tfb5
Product: general transcription factor IIH subunit 5
Exons: 2
Coding region: 88-309 (73 amino acids)
Biological process (GO): transcription by RNA polymerase II; transcription initiation at RNA polymerase II promoter; nucleotide-excision repair
Cellular component (GO): transcription factor TFIIH core complex; transcription factor TFIIH holo complex
Source: RefSeq, a predicted model, not a curated record